Messenger RNA from Fusarium poae, 855 nucleotides. RefSeq lists its product as uncharacterized. The coding region runs from base 1 to 855 and encodes 284 amino acids. The transcript is spliced from 2 exons. Lineage: Eukaryota; Fungi; Ascomycota; Sordariomycetes; Hypocreales; Nectriaceae. The record is from RefSeq and is a predicted model, not a curated record.
AUGCCUAUUAGCUAUGCACAAGCCCAAGCUGCUGCCGUUGAGAGUCAGCGACGAAGUAUUGCAAUAACUGGCCGUACGACCCCAAUUACGAUCGAUUUCGUUGCUGCAUUUUGGAUCUGUGAUGGAUACCUAAAAGCAAUAAACGAAUCAUAUAAAAUCCCGAUUUACGCAGGGAAGGCCUACUGUGUUGCAAGACAUACGGCCAAAUUCAAGGCCGUAUUAGCAUCUACAUUUCCAUCGCACAAGGCAAUGAUUGAAUUCAUUGUAGGGACCUGCAAGAAGGAGCUUCUUUCAAUGGAUUGGAAGGUUGUAUCAUCAUUUUCCAAUUCAGGGCCUACAAUUGGCCCGUUUGAGUUCAAUGAUAGUGUAUACGAAGCAGUAUCACUAAGCUCAUUCUUUGAAGCAGCAAAUAUUGCAAUUCCUAAAAGGCCCAAUAGUCCUAUUAGCUUUACGUUCUUUAACUUUAACGUAUUGCCUAUGUCAGACUUCCCAAUUGAUUCAACUAAGCCUGUGGCUUCUAAGAUCAAGAAUGAACCCGUAUCUUCUGUUAAAAGAGAAUACGGUAUCAAAGAGGAGGUUAAAACGGAGGAUAAUAAUACUGCCGAUGCUGUAUCAUUCACUUGGGAAGAUAACGGCAAUGAAAGUGAUACUUCGGCAAUAUUAGCAACCUAUCAAGAAGAUAUCAUUGCAGUUGAGCAGCCAAUUGAGGAGGAAGGGCCAGAUGAGCAGCCAAUUGAGGAAGAAGGGCCAGAUGAACAGCCAAUUGAGGAGAAUCGGCCAAUUAAGAAGAAAGGGAUUGAACGGAAAGUGCUCCCUACGCGGGCAAAGCGAGGAAGGAAUCCUCGUAAUAGUUAA